This is a messenger RNA of Caenorhabditis angaria, 1710 nucleotides long. The record is from the annotation of a GenBank genome assembly. Lineage: Eukaryota; Metazoa; Nematoda; Chromadorea; Rhabditida; Rhabditidae.
AUGUUUCUUGACGAUAAACUGUUAAUAAUUUUCUUCGCUUUCGCGGGUUGGUCAAAAAAAACAUUUGUUUUUCUGAUCAAUAAAUUACAAUUUUUACAAAUCCCGCGCACUAUCCCAUCCAUCCUACCCUUUUCACUCCAAUAAAAUUAUUAUUUUUUCCAUCAUUUUUAUUGGAAACGUCGAAAUCUUCCACCCGGUCCAAUUCCUCUUCCCUUCAUCGGCAAUUUACUAUCAAUAUUUCUACCCUCACCAGGAUAUGUGGCAUUCAACAAGUGGACCAAAAAAUAUGGAGAUGUUUUUACGUUUUGGGUCACUGGGACGCCAUAUAUUUGCAUUAACUCGUAUGAAACUUUGAAAGAAACUUUUGUGAAAGAUGGUGAAACUUAUGCGGCGAAAAAACCGCAAGAAUUUCAAGAAAAGUUUCGUGGCGGAAUCUAUGGUGUGAUUGAGACAAAUGGUGCAUUUUGGCGAACUCAUCGACGAUUUGCGCUGUCGAGUUUGCGAGAUUUUGGAUUGGGUAAAGAUUUGAUGCAAGAAAAAAUCUUGAUUGAAGUUGAAGAUAUGUUCAAGAAUUUUGAUUCGAGUGUUAGAAGUGGCGAGGAAAUCGACAUUCCGUUAGGAUUCUACAAAGCUGUUGGAAAUGUUAUAAAUCAGGCAACGUUUGGCUAUCGCUUCGAAGGGGUAAGAAAAUUCGCAAAAUUCCUAAUUCACAUUUUUUUUCUAGGAAACUGAUAAAGAAUUUGAUCGCCUUAAAGAGCUUAUCGAUUUUCAAAACAAAUCAUUCAGCAAACCUCUGGUUAUAAUCCAAUUUUUCAUUCCAUUUCUUGGCAAACUUUUUCCAAGUCAAAGUAUUGAUAAAUUGUAAGUUCUUCUAACUCACCACAUUUUUGUUGAAAAAAUGAAACUAAUUUCAGGAUCAAGGUAUUCAGAACUGAUUUCUAUACUUUUUUCAAUGAGCAAAUCGAAAACCAUCGUUCAAAAAUUGACUUCGCUUCUGUGGAAAAUGGAGAUUAUUGCGAAGCAUAUUUAAAGGAACAGAAGAAACGAGAAGCUGAAGGAGAUUUCGAAACUUUUUCAAAUAUUCAACUCUCAAAUGUUUGUUUGGAUUUAUGGUUUGCUGGAUUGAUCACAACAACAACUACCAUUUCAUGGAUCCUCUCGUAUAUUUUGUAUAAUCCGAAAGCCGAAGAAAAGAUAUAUGAAGAACUAGACAGAGUUAUUGGAAGUGAUAGACUUAUCACAAUUUCGGAUAAAAAUGAUCUUCCCUAUAUGAAUGCUUUUAUCGCAGAAUCUCAAAGAUGCGCAAAUAUUAUUGCUGUAAACUUAUUACACGAAACCACAAGGGAUACAGUAAUCAAUGGCUGGCCGGUAAAAGCUGGAACUGGAGUGAUUGCUCAGAUUAGUACAGUUAUGAUGGAUGAAAAGAUAUUCCCUAAUGCUGAGAAGUUUGAGCCAGCAAGACAUAUUGAUAAAGAAACUGGGAAGUUCAAGAAACUCGAAGAGAUGAUUCCGUUUUCAAUUGGAAAGCGACAGUGUUUAGGAGAAGGAUUAGCAAGGAUGGAACUAUUUCUUUUUAUUUCAAAUUUCUUGAAUCGAUACAAAAUGAUAGUUGAAAAUCUUCCAGAAAUGGACAAAACUAAAGAAGCAGCUGUUGGACCAAGAAAAUUCGUGGGAUUUUUACACAGAAGACAUAAGUGUUAUUUAUUUUAA